UCGGAAAAUUAAUCGAAAAAAAACAAACAAAGAAGCCGGCUGGCCGCACAUUGUAAACAAACCAAAGUAUUUUUCAUUGCUGAUAUCAUGGCCAGCGGCUCUCGUAUUACCAUUCUGCCGCAGUCGAAGGAAGCCCUGCUCAAAUCUUACAAUGUGCGUCUCAAGGAGGACGUCCGCAGCAUGCUGGAGAAUUUCGAGGAGACUCUUAAGCUGGCACGCAGAGACAGUCACAGUCAGAUUUCACGAACGACGCAAUCUGAGCAGGACGCUCUUGAAAUGCAGAUACGCGCCUCCAAUAUGGUGCGGGCAGGAGAAUCCCUGAUGAAGCUAGUCGCCGAUCUCAAGCAGUAUCUGAUUCUGAACGACUUCCACUCCGUGAACGAAGCCAUUACGAACAAUUCUCAACUGUUCCGAUCCACGCAGAUUGAGUGCGACAAAAAACUCAUGAAGCUUAGGGACGAAAUGGCAAUGGACCUGUACGACCUGGAAGAGGAGUACUAUACGAGCAUAUUCAAGUAGAAGUCCUUGAAACCUUAAUAUACGAUUUUUUAAAAUAAAUAAAAUUGUAAAUCUAGCUAAAACUGGCUAAACUGGCAACACUGCUAGCAACCCUCUGUUGUGCGCAUGUCGAACAAGAAAUGCCUGGCAACGCCGUUACACACGUGUGUAUCCACACAUCCAGCUGUUUGACCAAGAAACAUAAAAUAAACUAUAUUAACUGAAAA
Messenger RNA from Drosophila pseudoobscura, 725 nucleotides. Its product is annotated as mediator of RNA polymerase II transcription subunit 22. The record is from RefSeq and is a predicted model, not a curated record. Gene Ontology annotation, biological process: regulation of transcription by RNA polymerase II. The transcript has a single exon. Gene Ontology annotation, molecular function: transcription coregulator activity. The coding region runs from base 88 to 519 and encodes 143 amino acids. Lineage: Eukaryota; Metazoa; Arthropoda; Insecta; Diptera; Drosophilidae. Gene Ontology annotation, cellular component: mediator complex.